AUGUACCACCGCGCCUGUAUUGAUCCAUGGCUACUGAAACACCGCAGCUGUCCUCUCUGCAAACAGAACAUUCUCAUAGCCUGCGGGCUCUCUCUCACUAAAGAAGACAUUGAAUCUUGUUCAGCUACCACCAGCGAAGUGAAUUCCACCUUCUCACUCUCUUCCACCUCCAACUCAAACAUUUCUACAUCACUCUCGUCACCUGGCAUGAACGAUGGUGUUCUCUGCCUGCCUCUAUUCACCAUUCUCAACUGUCGUCGUCAUCGUAGACACAGGCGUAGACAGCAUCCUUAUCGCUACACGGAGCACCUCCGAAGACCUAGCUCUUCUCUGGAUGAGGUUUCUGCACCUUCAGCGGGCGGUGGUCGGCGCGUUCUUGGAUCUGCUUCAGAGAACUCUUCUUCUCGAUCUGUCCCCUCAGAUCUCUACUUUAAUGGGAACCUGGGCAGUGAGAAAGGAGCUAGGUUAGCUGUUGAAGAAUAUGAAGAGGAAGGUAAUUUUUUUGCUGGUAGGAGGAGACGAGGUGGGAGCAGAUUUUUGAUGUUUCGACAAGGUCGACUGCGACAUAGGUGGGGAACGAGGAAUUUGAUGCUGAAUAGUUGUUGCUGCAGCAGCAACAGGGAGACUGGACAAAUGGAAAAGAAGAGGGAAAUUAUUCCCUCUCUGCCACAGCAACAGCCGUCGUCUUCUCUCAUGUGUCCUCUACCACCGUCUGUGGCUCAUCAGUCGGCCAUGCUGUUGUACCAUCUUCCCCAAUCGCUACCGUUCAAUCAGAUGCCUUCGGUUGCUAAGGCUGCUCUGCCAUCUUAUGAACAAGCCACUGGAUUGAUGUCUCAAGCAACUUUUGUCCCCCUACCUGGACCUCUUCAACCACCACCGCCGCCACCAGUGGCCUUCUGGAACCCUCAUUUCACCCCUGAGGCUCGUCAUCAAAUGGCGGCUACUAGAUUCUUCGACUCGCAGCCACCACCCAAUCGUUCCGGUGUCACAACGAAUGUCGUCUAUGCUGUGCUUUCCAAUUCGGCUGCAAGGAUGAGUGUGACCGAGGGAACAUCACCCGCUAAUCCGGCCCCAACCAAAUGGCCCAUCAUUGUGGACGUGAAUCCACCAUUGACAGGGUCUCCUAGUGCUCUCUUGAGGACACCUGAGGGAGGACUGGCUCAUCAAUGUCUUCUCCCUGGCACUGCUCCCGUUCCCACAGCUGGUUCGCCUCCACUCGUUAUCCAAACACGUGGAGAAUCACCACCACCGGCUUACUCACUUGCCACAGGAAACAAACCUACUGUUGAACAAACCCCACUUCAUCCCAUUCGACGCGCUGCUCGUUUCCUUGCCACCCACUUCCUAUCUCCACAGCCGGUAAAACAAUUCCAGCAUCACCAGCACCACUAUACUAACCAUCAGCCGCAUCAGUCUCGACACCGCUACUGCACAUCAUUCCUCGUUGGUCUCAAGCCCUCCUCUCUCGGCCAUCAUCACCAGCACUGUGAUACUAAGAUACGUAUGAAAACUCGGACACCUCGUCGACUUCAUGAAGUAACGCCAACUUCAAUCAUCAUGACUCGAAACGGUCGCAGACACAGUCGCCAUGGUCACAGACGCGGUGAUCGAGAGUGCCAACGGGGUACUACAGUUAGUAGUGGCGGUGGUGUCUUGGCGAAAACUCUCGAUUUGACUCAUGAGGGAUUGAUCAUGACCGCCGCGCCUAUGAGAGCAGGUUCGGUGAACAUUAUAAGCACGCCAUCAACUGGAAAAGCCGUGUCACCGUCAAUAGGGCAUAAAAAUUCCCCCAAGUCAGGUGGCCAAUCACCAAAACGCUUGACCACACAUUCAAAUUCAGAGUCGUCUAAUGAAGGAGCUCAUCAUUGGGUUCCGUUGAAACAUACUAGGGUGAGGAGUGUCAGGGUCACCGUGGAACCACAGAUUCAAUAUCACAUGGAACGCGACGCGGCCAGUUGUGAAGCCCUUCACGACACCAGUCCACUCACCCUAUCCGGUUCCAAGAUCUCCCUUCCGCGAUCCAACUCUUUUCCCUUAUCUUUGAAAUACGUCAACCAUGACGGCGCAGGGAUCAAUGUGAUCAAGGUCAGUGAGGAUGAGGUCCCUCCCACAGCUCUCUGGCAUUGUCGACCCUCUGCCGGUUCAGCUCCAGCUCUCUGCCACUCACCAAACAGUAAUGCUUCUCACAACCCUAAACCCUCUACUGAUAUCCUCAACCGUUCUGAUACCAUUCUACACUCAUCUUCGUCUUCGUAA
Rodentolepis nana is the source of this 2256-nucleotide messenger RNA. The record is from the annotation of a GenBank genome assembly. NCBI's taxonomy places the organism in Eukaryota, Metazoa, Platyhelminthes, Cestoda, Cyclophyllidea, Hymenolepididae.